AUGAUCACCAGAGUGGGCGAAGAAGACGUGUUUCAUGAUCACCUGGAACAGAUUCAAAACAGACAGUCUCUCUGUGAAAUCUGCCGUGGUGGGACUCGAGAAAAUACGGUUGGGCUUGCUGUUGACAUUUUGUGUCUUGACCAGAAAAACGUCUUGGCCGUGGAUAAACUUGGCCGCUUGCCGCUUCAUUACAGCGCGUUAUGCGGCCUCGAUACUGUAUGCCAAAAGAUUCUCAGUCAUGUGCAAGAUCAAGGACAAGCAUCAAGCCUCAUCCUGUCUUUAGAUGCUCAAGGAUAUACACCAUUCCAUUAUGCGGUAGCUGAGAAUCACGUGGCUGUUGCAAAGAUAUUCCUGGACACCUUGAAGGUUGAAGGUCGAUUGAGUGGCCAGCCCAGCUUCAAGAUCAUGAGUCACAUGCAAAGCCUCCUCAAUAUUGCGAUCCGGGGCUCCGCUCAUGAAGAAAGCCCAGUUUAUGUCGCAGCUGAGAUUGGACGCGAUGAUUAUCUCAAGAUCCUGCUAGAGAUCGGCAAAAAGACAAAUAUAGACGAUCCACAGUUGCCUUACGGUUGGUCUGCGUUAACUAUCGCUUGCAUAAAGGGGCACAGGAAGGCCGCCGAGCUCCUCGUGCAAGCUGGGGCGAGUCAGCGCAUACCUGAUUACCGUGGAUGGUAUGCCAUAGAACAUGUAGUCUUGAGGGGUCAUUUCUCCUUGGCUGAACUUCUGAAAUCAUGGGACAAAUCUCAAAUGACCGGCAACCCUGUUAUCAUGUCCUUGCCACCUGUUCAUCACGCGGGGUCUGAUCUUUCUGUCACUUCUGAUCACGCAAUUGUCAAUAUUGGAGUUUUGCAGAAUGGAAAACAGGUGAAGGGCGUCGAGCUCAAGAAUAUUUCCUCAAAGGACAAGAUUCUCACCGGUUUAUCGCCACCACUGGACAUGUCUGUGUCAGUGGGGAGUACUGUUAGCCACCUGGUUCACUUACCAAUCCUGAGUGAUAUGGCAAACGAACCAUUUAUAUUCCCCAUACACAAUCCAAACGAAGCUCACCUGGUCUUCAAAUUUUAUCGUCAAGGCUCGUCGUGCGGGAAAGGCGAUCUGAUAGGCAGUGCUGCGACCCUACUUCGGAGUGAAGAAGAUUACUUUGGACCAACCCGCGAAAGCCUUUUCAGGGGACAUACCAUUCCUAUUUUGGCAAAGGAGACUUCUGAGAUCCUCGGAACAGUGACCUUUACCUUCUUGAUUGCGAAACAGCCCAUGGACCUGAAAACAUCGCCACCUAUCGACAAUUAUUUCCCAGAGCGAGGAACACAACUUGUUGGUCACAGAGAUGUGCAGCUUACUCGAGACUUUGUACCCGUCAUUUUCCAUGACUUCUCUUUAAGCGAGUCAGGUACUGAUGUACCCAUCCAUGAUCUUACUUUCGAACAGGUAGGCAUCCUAAGAAUGACUAGGGUUCUGAAGGCUCACUAUGGAAGUUUAUGCACGCAAGCAAACUCCAAUUUCCCAGAGAACAUUCACAUUGGAGACAUGGAGACGGUAGUACAAAGUGCAGCCCAGAACACCAGACAACGAUCACGCUCAUUGACGACAACCUAUAUACAAGAGAUCCAUCCAGUUCUCGAAAGGAUGAGAUAUACUGUUGAUCUCAAAAAUAAAGGUUUCAAGCCAAAUACGCGAGGAUCUUUCAUCCAGGGCCCUUUCACCACGCUAAGAGAGCUGCUCGUGAAGCUUCCAGACUCUAUCAACUUCAAUGUUGAGAUAAGUAUGUCUCUCUCAGUCCAAUAUCUAUUUUUCCAGUCCUGUGGUUUGAACUUACCCGAAGAAGAAUAUCCGAGACUUCACGAAGCGAUUGAAGCCGGUUUAGCUCCAGUUGCGCUUGAGAUCAAUGAAUUCGUCGAUCGAAUACUAGACCAGAUAUUCCAAAAUGCUCGAGGACGAAAGAUAAUACUUUCCUCCUUCACACCGGAAAUUUGUAUCCUUUUGGCCAUCAAACAGAAGAGAUAUCCGGUCAUGUUCAUCACCAAUGCCGGAAAGCUUCCGGCUAGUGAUUUGGAAAUGAGAGCUUGCAGUUUGCAAGCUGCAGUCAGAUGUUCCAAACGGUGGAAUUUGGCCGGUAUUGUCUUCGCUUCCGACAUAUUACUUCUAUGUCCGAGACUUGUGGGCUAUGUGAGACAAUCAGGGUUUGUUUGCGGGUCUUAUAGCUCACUAAACAACGUUCCAGAAAACGUGAGGGUACAACAAGCGGCGGGCGUUCAGAUUUUGAUGGCUGAUAGAGUUGGUGUUGUCUCAACGGUGCUUAACGAGAGCCAUAUGGACCCAUUUGUUAAUGUAUCGACUCGUUUGACUAGGCACAUGUGA
This is a messenger RNA of Penicillium daleae, 2355 nucleotides long. RefSeq lists its product as uncharacterized. NCBI's taxonomy places the organism in Eukaryota, Fungi, Ascomycota, Eurotiomycetes, Eurotiales, Aspergillaceae. The record is from RefSeq and is a predicted model, not a curated record. The transcript has 5 exons. Gene Ontology annotation, biological process: glycerophospholipid catabolic process. Gene Ontology annotation, molecular function: glycerophosphocholine phosphodiesterase activity; protein binding. The coding region runs from base 1 to 2355 and encodes 784 amino acids.